Plasmodium reichenowi is the source of this 2545-nucleotide messenger RNA. RefSeq lists its product as hypothetical. NCBI's taxonomy places the organism in Eukaryota, Apicomplexa, Aconoidasida, Haemosporida, Plasmodiidae. The record is from RefSeq and is a predicted model, not a curated record. The transcript has a single exon. The annotation marks the transcript as partial.
AUAUAAUAAAAUUCAUGAAAUUUUAUUUAUUGAAGAAGAUGAUUUUUAUUAUAAUUAUGAUGAACAUAAUGUAUAUGUCAGAAAAAAGUUUUCACCAAAUUUACUUUUCCAUCCUUUAAUAUAUACAAUCGAUUGUGCAUAUUUUAAUUUCCUUCUUUCUUUUAUUUCUGAAAGGAAAAGUAGUGAUUCUUCAUUUUGUUUUUUACCAAAGGAAGAAUUAAAAACAAACGAAAGUAUUAAUUGUGGUGACGAUACAAAAUGUUGUCAAAAUGUAAUAAAUAAUCAUCCUUUUGGAAAUUAUAAUUUUAAGGAAAGUGAUCAUUCUCAUAAUUUGCACACACAAAAAAAGUUACCUGAACAAGCAAUAAUAAAAAAAAGAAAAAAAAAAAUAAUAAAAAAAAUAAAAAAAAAGAUAACCUAUAUUUAUGACAACGAUUAUAAUUUUAAACAAAAUUUUAUUAUCACUAAAGAGGAAUAUGCAAACAUUUGUAAAGAGUUUUCAAAAGUGUAUGAUAUUAAAAAGUACAUAGAUGAUCAGUCUGAUGAGUUAUACAAUUUUUAUAGGAAAGAGAGGUGUGCAGGUAAAGUGGAUAACACAAAUGGGGAAAAUAUACCAAAUGGGGAAAAUAUACCAAAUGGGGAAAAUAUACCAAAUGGGGAAAAUAUACCAAAUGGGGCAAAUGAGCCAAGUGAGCCAAAUGAGCCAAAUGAGCCAAGUGAGCCAAAUGAGCCAAAUGAACCAAGUGAGCCAAAUGAGCCAAGUGAGCCAAAUGAGCCAAGUGAGCCAAAUGAGCCAAGUGAGCCAAAUAUACCAAAUGAACCAUAUGAUAAAAAUCGUAUGUUAUAUUUUGAUGAUAAGAAAGAAAUUAUUGACAUGGAACAAAGUAGAUACGAUAUGAAAAGAUUGUAUGAAUUUAGUUUAGAGAAUAAAAUAUAUAUGAUCGAUAAUAACUUGAAUGAGAAAAUAAAAACAUAUAAUGGAGAUAUUACGAACAUAAAAAGUCAUGCUAUUGUUUUGUUUGCUAAUAAUAAUUAUAGAUAUUCGAAAGAUAUCUGUAACAAUUUAUUUUCAUCAAGUUUAAUGAAAUUAGAAGAAGAAGAAAGGUUUGAAAUAAAGAAUAAAAAAAGUGGAGAAGUAUAUUUAACAAAUAGUUAUGAUAAUAUACAUAAAUAUAUAUUACAUAUUAUGUUACCUAAAUAUAAUAGUAAAUUUAUUUUAGCUACACAUAAUACUAUGAAUUUAUGUAUUUAUGAAAUUUUAUAUGUAUGUUUUGAAAAAAAAAUAGAAACCUUAACUAUUCCAAUAAUAAAUUUUCAUAUGUUCUUCCCAAUAAAUAUAUUCUUACUAACAUUAUUAAAAAGUAUACGUUCUCUAAUUAUGAUCCCUCAAUUUUAUAAUACAAUCAAAAGUAUUAUAUUUGUAACGAAAUCGAAUCAUAUAUAUUUCCUUCUAUUGAAAUAUAUGUCCAUAUUUUUCCCAAGAAAUAAUCAAGAAAAGUAUCUCUCGACCAACAUAUCUAUAGUGGGAAAUAAAUAUGGGGCGAUUGAUGUUCGGAAUAGGAGCAUCCGCAUUUUUAAGAGUUUAAGGCGAAUAAGACGAAAAAAAAAAUACAAUCAAAUGGGAAAUGUGGAAAAUGUGAAUAAAAUGGAAAAUGUGAAAAAUGUGGAUAAUACCAAUAACGUAGAUAAUACCAAUAACGUAGAUAAUACCAAUAACGUAGAUAAUACCAAUAACGUAGAUAAUACUAAUUACAUGAAUAACAAUAUUGUUGUACAAGAAAAACUUCAUUUAUCAGACGGUAAACAAUUUCAUAGUGAUGAUUAUAAAUUUAAUAUAUAUGAAAAAGAAAAAAAGAACGAUUUUGAAAACUAUUCAUAUAACAAAAGUUUGUCAUCUUCAAGUUAUACAUCGAAGAAUUCGAUGUCUUAUGAAACAUCAGACGAAUCGUCACAUAGUAUUUCACUUUCAUCAUCCCAUAUAUCUUACUCAUCUUCUUCUUGUUCCACAAUUUUUAAACAUGGAGAUACCGACUUUAUCAAUUUAAAAGAUGAAAAAGAAAGUCAUAAAAAUUUCUUUCAUCUAAAUCAAAUAGAAAGAAAAGAAGAUUUAAAUUUAGAAAACUGUAUACGCUUAGCUUAUAUGUAUGAUAAAAAAAAGAAAUUUGAGGAACUCAAAAAAUAUUAUUUUAUUUAUGAAUAUGGAUUAGAUCAACUAGGUAGACAUACCAUCGUGAUAAAUUUUGUUCACUUCCCGUUAGUAUAUGAUAAUCAUUUAUUAUUUUUUUAUUUAAUAUUUUAUUUUAAUAAUAUUAUGAGAAACCAUUUUGUACUUUUAUUUAUUUUUUCUGAGAACAUUUCUACGAACAUUACCAGUAUCUUAUCUCUUUUUAAGGAUAUUUUUCAGCUCAUACAAGAAUUUUUAAAAAACUUAAAAAUCGUUUACUUUUUUAAUUAUUCUUUAAUGUUUAAAUUUUUUAUAUAUGUCUUAUAUCCUUUUAUACCUGCGACCAUAUACGAGAACAUCAUUUAUUUGAACGACACGACG